Triticum urartu is the source of this 907-nucleotide messenger RNA. The record is from RefSeq and is a predicted model, not a curated record. Lineage: Eukaryota; Viridiplantae; Streptophyta; Magnoliopsida; Poales; Poaceae.
AAGUUUUAGAGUGGUUGGGCUUUUUUAGAACCGUUCGUUGAUGUCGAUCUAACGGCAGACAAAUACGAAGUACUGGGUAGUACUCCGAUGAAAGUACGCGAAAGUACUAAAACGAGUGGGGCCGGUACUCGUGACAAGGUGGGGACGCGUUUUAAUCUAGGGGCAGUUUAGUCCUAGGAAAAUUUGCACGCGCCGCCCCUCUCGUCGAAUGCAUAACCGCCGCCAUGGUGCUACACAUUCCACAAUUACUCAUCGGCGGCCAUCUCCUCCCUCUCCUCCAUGUCCACCGCAGUCAUCUCCUCCUUCUUGCCGCUGCAACUUCGCUCCACUCAGGCAACCCCCCCCCCCCCCCUCUUCCACGGCAGAUCGAGCUGAUGGCCGGCGGCGAGAACACCGACUUCGUGCAGAUCGCCGGCGGCGACCAGGUCAAGUUGGCCAGGUUGAGGGAGAUCCGUUCUUGGUUUGACAACACAAGGCAGAUGAGCUGGACGGCAAUGGCCACUCUCAAGAAUUUGACGAAGAAGGAGAGGGCAAAGCUUUUCCCCCAGCCCGCGCAACCGAUUCAGAAGAUCGAGAUCCUCCUCUGGGCGAUGGAGCAGGCCAAUUCGUCCAGCGAGUGGACCAGGCGGAGGUGGUGGGCGUUCAGAUCCAGGGUAGAGCAUCCACUGGAUCAGGAACCCACCGUGCACGAGGUGCCGUUGCAGAUUGUGCAGCCUCCAACCGAGUCACCGGAGACUCCGAAGCGCAAGAUGAGGAGGACAGUGGUCGCGACCUCGCUUCCCCGCCGUUCUCCACGCUUCCCUCGCCGCUCUCCUCGUCUGAACGGCGGCGGUAGCUAUGUUUAGAGAAAAAACCUGGAGUUCACCAGGCUGGCUGAAGUUGUGAGGCUGGGAGGCUGAUGGUGCUG